AUGGCUCAUCCUAUCAGAUUGAUGCGAGAGCUGCUGACCCACAGCUACGUCUACCAUGUCGCCAAGCCGGUCGAUGUUCAUGCUUUGGCUAAAUCGGAUUGGGGAGGUAAGAACAAUACAGUACGACAAGUAAUUUUAAACUUUAGUACAAAAAUAUUGUAUUGAGAGUCUAUGGUUAAAAGAAACAAAGGCUACAAUGCUAGCCUAUUUACUUUAUUGCCUAAAAUUUAGUACCAAAAAGUUAUAAUUUUAUUUUAGCUGUCACCGGCUGUACUCAUGGAAUCGGAAGAGCGUACGCCGAGGAAAUGGCCAAGAAAGGCUUCAACGUGCUGUUGAUUGGCCGUACUCCCUCAAAGUUGGAGAAAACUCAAACCGAACUCUCCCAAAAGUACCCUCACCUCAAGUUUGACGUAGCCGAGAUCGACUUUUCAACUCCAUAUCAAGAAGAAUAUGAGAAGAGAAUGAAGGGCAAACUGGACAAGGUCGGAUUCUUGGGUAUGUUAUUAUUUACUACCAGGUUUAAGUGUUAACAACUGUAUAUUAUCUUAAGAAUCCAUAACAACUACCGACUUUACUUUCAGUAAACAACGUCGGGUAUGUGGCCGACAUCCCAGACAAACUGUUGGACCAAAAGAAAGGUCUAGGUGACGCUUGGCACACCAUAAAUGUCAAUUUGAAAAGCAUGGUAGCCAUGACCUAUCUGGGUAUACAAAAUAUGUUACCAAGAAAUGGAGGUAUCAUCGUCAAUGUAAACUCCACUGCCGGAGAACUGCCUUUUACUUAUUACUCUACUUACUCAAUGACGAAGGUAAUUUUAUGUCAAAGACCAUAAACUAACAUAUGUGGUAUCAUAAAUUAAGAUACAACUGCGAAAUAUGUAAUUACUAUGAAAACUGUAAUGUUUAAGGCAUGAUAAAUAUACCUACCAAUCUAAAACAUCAAAAAAACCAUUUCAGAAAGCCGGAACUCACUUCACCGAAUCCAUGAUGCAAGAAUACCCCCAGAUCUACUUCCAGAACCUCCUGCCCGGCUGGGUAAUGACAGAAAUGGCCAAGUUGCGCGAAAAGAAAUGGCACGCCGUCACCACGGAUGAAUACGCGGCUUCCGCCAUCAACACGGUCGGUUUGAUCCAUGAAACUCGUGGAAACUGGAGGAAUCAGCUCUACUUCAACUUCUUCUUGAAUGGACUUCCACGUGAAAUGGCCAAAAAGGCAUGGGCUGACGCUAUGGUUGAAAAGAGAAAGGAGAACAUUCUGUACCAACAAGACGCUCAAAAAGGUAUCAAAAGCACCUUGACAAAGUGA
Messenger RNA from Bursaphelenchus okinawaensis, 1304 nucleotides. The record is from the annotation of a GenBank genome assembly. Lineage: Eukaryota; Metazoa; Nematoda; Chromadorea; Rhabditida; Aphelenchoididae.